Nicotiana attenuata is the source of this 883-nucleotide messenger RNA. RefSeq names its product ras-related protein RABA1f-like. Gene Ontology annotation, molecular function: GTPase activity; GTP binding. The transcript is spliced from 2 exons. Lineage: Eukaryota; Viridiplantae; Streptophyta; Magnoliopsida; Solanales; Solanaceae. Gene Ontology annotation, cellular component: endosome. The record is from RefSeq and is a predicted model, not a curated record. Bases 212 to 859 code for a protein of 215 amino acids.
ACCCUUUGUUUCUCAGCUUCUCAUUCCCACACCAACCUUCCGAAAUAAAGGCAGGUAAAUAUGUUUCUUCGUUAGAAGGUAAAAUUAAUCAAUGAAUAAUGCUCAUCUUCUUCCCUCUCUCUUUCUCUCUCAUCCCUAGUCCAAAGGAAGAACGCCAACGUCAUUGGAAGAUAGACAAACGCAACUGAUCUUAUGUUACAGAAAAAAGGAAAUGGGAACAUACAGAUCAGAGGAGGAUUACGAUUACCUGUUCAAGGUGGUACUCAUAGGGGAUUCUGGUGUUGGCAAAUCUAACUUGCUUUCUCGCUUUACUAAAAACGAAUUCAGCCAACAAUCUAAGUCCACUAUUGGUGUCGAGUUCGCCACCCGAACCAUUCAUGUUGAUGACAAGAUUAUCAAAGCCCAGAUUUGGGACACUGCCGGCCAAGAAAGGUACCGAGCCAUCACAAGCGCUUAUUAUAGAGGAGCAGUUGGCGCUUUACUUGUUUAUGAUAUUACUCGCAAUGUAACAUUUGAGAACGUAGCAAGAUGGCUCAAGGAGCUCAGAGAUCAUACAGACCAGAACAUCGUCGUCAUGCUAGUAGGGAAUAAGGCGGAUCUACGCCACCUGCGUGCUGUUCCCACUGAGGACUCAAAGGGUUUUGCCGAGAGGGAACGUACCUUCUUCAUGGAAACAUCUGCUCUUGAGGCACUGAACGUUGAAAACGCCUUCACAGAAGUGCUGACUCAGAUUUACCGGGUGGUCAGCAAGAAGGCUCUUGAUGCAGGAGACGACCCAGCGUCUCUGCCUGCAGGACAAACAAUCAAAAUCGGGAACGAUGUAUCUGCUGUUAAGAAGGGCGGAUGUUGUUCAGGUUGAGCAAGGAUCAACCACUCACUACUA